AGCAGGCGGCAGCGGCGGCGGCAGCGGCUGCGGGUGGGGAGCUGCUGCGGAUUGCGGUGCGCGCGCUGGAGCCGCCGGAUGACCCACAGGCGCAGGACCCAGACGACCUGCCCCGGGUACACUGGAGCCUCAGUCGGCUGGGCGGCGGCGCUGCAGCCCGCAGCGGAAACAACCCGGCAGCGCUGUUCUUCCCAUCCUCCUCCUCCUCCUCCUCCUCCUCCUCCUCCUUCUCAGCGGCAGCAGCAGCAGCGUCCUCCUCCUCCUCAGCCUCCCGGGGCUGGGAGGCGGUGCAUACCGUGGUAUUGGAGGCUGCCCUCACGGCUGCCAAGCAGGCGCAUGCGCCAGCGGAGGCAUGGGAGGCGGCGGCGGCACUGCUCAGGGACCACCACUCCCUGCUGCCACCACACUACCAGGCGGCCCUGCUGGAGACGAUGGCACAGGCCUCCGCUGCUCUCCCCGGCCGCUACCGCAGCCGCCUCAGCCUGGGUCCCGGCCCCCUGCUGCAGCUCAAACGCCUGCUUCCCGCCGCCCUGCCCCUGCAACCCGCGCCCCUCACCCUCACCGCCGCCGGAAGCAUUGCGACAGGCGGCGGAGGCGCCGGGGGCCGCGGCGGCAAGGGAGGCGCUUCCGCCGGGCCCUUCAUAUUCAAUGCGUUCGCUGCGAAGAAGAAGCAAGCAGCCAAGGGGGAAGCGGGCGAGGCGGGAAGCAUUCCGGAUUGGGCUUGCAGUGACGAGGGGCGAGUGGAGGUCUACCUGGUCAAUCCCCUGGCGGUUCCCUUCAAGAUCGACCAACUCCAGCUCCAUGUGCGCUACUUGGGGAGCCCCUCAACGAUUACAGCAACGGCUACAACUGCAACUGCCGGUACGACAACAACGGCAACCGCUGCUACUGCUGCGAGUGGUAGUAGUACGACAACGGCUUCGGAUCCAAGAUCUCCGAAUACCUCCUCCGGAGGUGCUGCCGCCUCCGCCUCCGCCGCUGGCGUUACGACGACGGGUUUUAGUCGGAGCUCCAGCAACUUGGGAGUUGGCGGCGGCGGCGCAGGCAGCGGCAGCAAGGCUGCGUUCAAGACUCCUGCGUUGAAUGUUGUGUUGCCGCCGAAUGGGCGGCCGCUGCGGGUGGUGCUGUGCGGGAAGCCACAGCUGCCGGGCACUUACUGCGUGGAGGGGUGCAUGGUGACCUGCUGGGGAGUCAGCUGGCUAGUGCCCUUCACACUGCCGCUGCGGAAGCUAGCCACACCAGCGGGGUCCGCAGCAGCGGGGGUGGGGGGACGUGGAGGGGGCAGUGCAGCUGCCAACAAGGCCUCUGCUGCUGCUGCUGCUGCUGCCGGUGGUGGUGGGGCACCCGGCAGGGGUGUGAAUGUGAAUGUGCUGCCGCCGCUGCCCCUCAUCAAGGCCACCAUUCGCGCCAGCCCCUGCUCCGGCCCGCAACUGGUGCACCCGCAGCAGCAGCAGCCGCAGCCGCAGCCCUCCUCCCAGCCCGCCACACCCUCCGCCCACCAACCCGCCCAGCAGCCUACCCUCCAACACGCCCAGCAAUCGCAGCAGCAACCCCAACCCCAAGCGCAGCAACCGAGCCAGGCCUUCGACCCGGCUGUGGUGGCGGUGUGCCCGCGGGACGAUGACAUCCAUGCACCGCCGGCCCACCCCGGGUUCUCCGAGGACCUGCAACGCUCCCCGCCUGUGGCUGUGUUCGAGGGACAGCGACUGGGCUGGAGCCUGGUGCUGUCCAACGCGGGGUCGCUGCCCGUCACCGGCCUCAGCUGCUGCGUAACCAACCACAAGGGUGUGGCUUUGAAGCCGCUGCGGGGCGCACCCCUGCCCGCCAGCUUCCAGGGGGUUCAUUUGGAGGUGGACGACUCAGCGCUGCAGCCGCAACACCCGCCCACACCGCCCCUCCUGAGCCCCUCCACGUCGCUUCUUCUCGCAUCUGCCUCCGCCGCCGGCGGCGGCAGUGGCGGUAGCAGCAGCGGCGGCGGCAGUAGCAACAGCAGUUGCGGGGGCAGUGGCUGCGGCAGCGGCAGCGGUUGUCUCCUGCCGUUACGUCCCGGGGGCGUUAUAACGCUUCCGUUGGUUCUGGCGGUUGGUCAGGCGCCCCGUGGGACGUUUCGGGAAGUUUCGUUGGACGUUACUGUGUCGUACGUUAAUAAGCCUAACGACCGAUCCGGCGGUUACGAAACGACGUCAUUGCCGUCGGCGGCGGCCGCAGUAGCAGUUGUGGGCUCUUCAUCUUUGUCUUCUUCUUCACCUCAGCAGGUUCUGGGAAGAAAGAUGACGCUGACAUUGACCUUCGAGGUUCAGCCCUCGCUUUCAAUUGCCUCAACGGCAUUUCUCGACUUUUACGCGCCGUUACGUAACGGUCAACGAUUGGCGCUGGACCGAGCGAGUGGCCCAUGGGUCGCGGCGGCGUCGGCGGUCGUUGGCGCCGCGGCGGCGGCCGCCGGCGGCGUGCCGGGAGGCGGCGACGACGGAAGCGGAGGCAGCGACGAGGAGGAAGAUGAAGAUGAUGAUGAGGAUGGGUGGGGCGUGGAGAGAGGAGGCGGUGCUUCCCGAGUUGCCACUUCAAUGACGCAACCCAACAUCCUUGGGAGCAGCUUCCUCUCCCAGCACUCCACCUCCACCCCCCUCACCGCCGUCUCCCGCGCCAGCCUGGGAGGAGCAGGGGCGGGUUCGGGGGCGGCGCCUGGGAGCGACCCACGGGUCAGUCGCGGCCUGCUGCGACCCCAGCUAAGCAGUCGCAGCUCGGGUUCGGGUCUCGGAGUGGCGGUUGGCGGUUUGAGCGCUCGGUUGGCCGGGCUGGAUUUGAACUGGGGGCUGAGCAGCCGGAGAAAGGCUGCGGCGUCCUUCUCUCUUCCGCCUCCUUCUUCCGCCGCCGCCGCCUUCGCGCCCGAAGACCAUGCAGCUGCAGCAGCAGCAGCGGAAUGCGCGGCCGGCGGCCAGGGUGUCAGCCGCAGCGGCGGCAGUGCCGUACGGGGUCAGCAGUACGACCCACGGGACACUCAGGCGCUGGGUGCGGGUCGGGGGGCGCCGCUGCGGCCCACCACCUCUCAGCAAGCGGAGGCUGCGACGGCCUCAGGCGUCUCGGCCAUGGUGACAUCUGAAGGCACGGAUGACUCGUUGGGGCUGGUCACGGACUGUGUGCUGUGUGUGUCGGUCUACAACAGCAGCAGCUACUACUUCAGGGCCUGGCUGGCCCGCCUAGACGACGCCGCCGGCUCGCCGCCGCCACUGACUGCCGCCGCCGCCGCCGCCGCCGACAGCCCCAUUGAGGUGCUGCAGCCCGGCGACACCGCCAAGCUGGCCUGCCUGCUGCCCUCCGCCGCCUACACAGCACUGAAGAAGAUGGCGGAAGAGAUGAACACGGCAGCGGCGGCGGCGGCGGCGGCAGCGAGUACUGCUGACGGCGCCGUCAGCGGUGAGGAGGCUUCCGCUUCCGCUGGCGCUGCCGCCGCCGCCGCCGCCGGCGGCAACACCUCGCGGAAAGUACGGCUGACCAUUACGCCGCCACCGGUUGACAUCGGCGCGUUUGAGGGAGCGCCGUCGGAUGCACCGGCGGCGGCGGCGGUCACCGCCGCCACCGCCGCCUCCAUGCCUGGCGUUACCGGCGGCGGCAGCGGCGGCGGUGUGGGUGAGCUGUCGGAGGAGGCGGACCGUAUGGCUGCAGCGGAGGGACUUGCGGAGGGCUGGGCGGUGGUGUGGGAGCUGGUGACGGGGCUAAAUGAGGCCGCUGCGGGUCGGGCGCCGCCGCGGGGGAUGGUGCGGCUGGCGGCGGUUGAUAUCGCUCGGAGCAUGUCCACCGCGGCCGUACACGCGCUGCAGCCCAGCCCCGUGCACUUCCAAUUCCAGGCGCUUCCACCAGCAUUUCCCUCGGUUGGGGCCGUGCCACGUCUCAAAGACCUCACCUACCGAUUACAGGCGCUGGGUCUGAUGCCGCCUCACGUGGCGGGAUCCGUGUGGGGCCUCCGAGCGCAGCUGGGCGAUGUGCUCCGAUGUGAGGUCCUGAUCCACAACCGGGGCAGCCUUCCGCACCACCUGACCUUCUCAAUAGCUGCCGUCAACUGCGCAACACACCCCCACCCGCACCCCUCACAAGCCCCGUCGUCAUCUGAUGCCGUACAAUCCAGCCAGCAAGGCAUGUACGGACAACAAGCACCGUACGGCAAUUACGACAGUACGGCACAGCAGCAGUACGCUGCAACGCAUCUGGGUUUCAUGGCGGGUCCGACAUCACCUUCUUCGUCGUACCGCAACCUUCAUGCUGCGUCGUACACUGGGUUGUCGUACGGCGCUCCUGCUGUACCGUACGGCACGAGUCGCCUGCAGCAGCAUCCGUACGACAGUUCGUACCACUCAAUGCAGCCGUACAACGAACGAUCCGCAGGCGGCAUUAGCCUGACGUUUGGCGGCGCAGAUCCCUCGUCAGCGUACGGCAUCAGUGGCGGCGGCGCUGCGAGUGACGGCGCAAUGGAGUCCGGCAUUGACCCAGGGGUCGUUAUCGUGGGUUCCGUACAAAACGUCCACGUCAUCCUAGAUCCCCGCACUACGACACGGCAUCCCUUUGCGCUGACGUUUGCGCAUCCCGGGUUUUACCAGUUGUACGUGUACGACGUUUGUGCCGUACCUGAAACGGCGCCACAACCCCAGCGUGUGUAUGCGUCGGUGGAUCGUCUAACCGUGCUAUGCGUUUGAAGCAGUUAACAUCAGGGUACAUUAGCAUAUGGGCAAGCCUCCUGCUGUCUGUGUUUAGGAGUGUUGGAUAUAAAAGCGGAACAGUGUGGAACAUUGUAUGGGUUUAGGGUUCAGCGGUAAAACAUCGCUGUGUGUAUAGCCUUGGGGUGGCUGGGUUUGGUGAUGGGCGGUGUGUGAGGCUUGUUUGGGAGGUCUUGCGGGGAGUAUCUCGCCGGUUACGUGGUGUGACCCAUGGGUCGUGAUAGCUCCGGAGCAAUGGGGGAAGGCUCCCAACCAUGCCUUUGCAAGGAUAGGACAAUGCGCACGCUAUACUGCGUAUGUAUGGUCUGAGGUGGGCCAUGGCAUUCCAUGCAUCAAAGUUAUCAUUGGC
Molecule: messenger RNA, 5058 nt
Organism: Astrephomene gubernaculifera
Lineage: Eukaryota; Viridiplantae; Chlorophyta; Chlorophyceae; Chlamydomonadales; Astrephomenaceae
Source: the annotation of a GenBank genome assembly